Durio zibethinus is the source of this 2559-nucleotide messenger RNA. Its product is annotated as putative disease resistance protein RGA1. The record is from RefSeq and is a predicted model, not a curated record. Lineage: Eukaryota; Viridiplantae; Streptophyta; Magnoliopsida; Malvales; Malvaceae. Gene Ontology annotation, molecular function: ADP binding.
AUGGCAUCAUUUCUCUUCGAUAUUGCAGAAAGGGUUCUGCAGAAACUAGAACUACUCGCUGUAGAUGAACUUCACUUGGCGUUUAAUGUCAAAUGUGAUUUGAGAAAGCUGAAGAAGACCAUGAGCAGCAUUAAAGCUGUGCUUUUGGAUGCUGAGCGGCAGCAGCAGCAGAAUGAAAAGUUACGCCUCUGUAUGUGGGAGCUCAGAGACAUCUUUUGUGAUGCCGAAGAUGUGCUUGAUGAAUUCGAGUGUGAAGCUAUACGGAAACAGGUUGUGAAUCAUCCAAGCAUCAGCAUAAAGGUACGAUUUUUGGCUUCUUGCUCUUUCCCACUUUCAUUCUCUUUAAAAGUGGGUCAUAAAAUCAGAGAGAUCCAUCAGACGUUAGACAAACUUGCCACUGAGUGGAACAGCUUUAAUGUAGGACAGGGAGGGGAUAAACGACAUGUUAUUCACAGGGAGACUUAUUCUUCUGUGAAUUCUUCUGAUGUCAUUGGUAGAGAUGUGGAUAAAGAGAACAUUAUCAAACUUUUGACAAAUCCAAGUGAGGCUGGAAACCUCCUUGUCAUUCCCAUAGUUGGAAUUGGGGGUCUAGGGAAAACCACACUCGCUCAAUUCGUAUAUGAUGAUGAUCGGGUUACUAGACUUUACCCAUCGAAAAUAUGGGUCUGUGUUUCAGAGGAAUUUAAUCUUACUAGAUUGCUCAAGCUUAUUAUUCACUCCAUAAAUAAAGAAGAAAAAUGUGAUGUUUCAACAGUUCAGGCCUUGCAAACCUGUUUGCGAAGUCUUUUGAAUGAUAAGAAGUUUUUGCUCAUCCUAGAUGACGUGUGGAAUGAAGAUCGUGGGAGAUGGAUUGAGUUAAGAAAUUUAUUGAAGUCAAUGGGUGACUCUUCUCAAAGUAAAAUCAUUGUGACUACUAGGAGUCGGAAGGUUGCCAAAAUAAUGAGUUCAAUACACCCUUACGAAUUGGAUGGUCUCCCUCCUGAACAAUGCUUGACUUUGUUUGCGAAAUGGGCAUUUAAUGAUGGUGAUGAGAGACAGCAUCCAAAUCUCAUGAGAAUCGGAGAAGAAAUUGUAAAAAAAUGCAAAGGGGUUCCUUUGGCAGUGCGAACAUUGGGGAGCCUACUUUUUUCAAAAACUGAUGAAUUCGAUUGGAUCUCUGUUAGAGAUGAUGAAAUAUGGAGACUUGAGCAAAGUGAAAAUGAUAUUUUACCAGUGUUGAAGUUGAGUUACAACCAUUUGCCGUCUCAUUUGCAACGAUGUUUUGCAUUUUUGUCCUUGUACCCAAAGGAUCAAAUCUAUACUAGUUAUGAUGUCAUCCAAUUUUGGAUGGCAAAUGGACUGCUUGAGUAUUCAAAGCAAAAGCAAGAGUGGGAGCAUGUUGGGAGGCGCUAUUUGAAUGAGUUACUGUCGAGGUGCCUCAUCCAGAAGGUUGGGGAUUUCCGCUUCGGUUUUAACUUUAAAAUGCAUGAUUUGAUACAUGAUCUUGCAUUAGAUGUGUCACAAAAAGAGUGUAAAACAGUGAAUUACCAAACAGAAAAUGUUGAGGAAAAAAUUCGACAUUUAUCAUUUUGCGAGGACAAGCCGCUAAAAGUUCCGCAAAUUUUGAAGAAACUAAAAAAUGUUCGAACUGUAAUUGUGCCAGAGACUUCAGAGGGACUAAAUACUAUUGAUAAAUCUUUUAUCAGUUUUUGUGUCUCAAAUUUCAAGUAUCUACGGGAACUUAAUAUAAGUAAUUCAUCGUUGGGGGCCUUACCAAAUUCCAUUGGUAACUUGAAGCACUUACGAUAUCUUAACUUGAAUCAAUGUUAUAAUAUAAGAAAACUUCCUCGUUCUUUCUAUAAGCUACGGAGCUUGCUAACGUUAACAAUGGAGGGUGUUCCUUUGAUGCAGUUGCCUGACAGCAUGCAAAGCUUGAUUGAGCUCAGAUAUCUGGAAAAAACCAUUAGAGCUAAGCAUUUGAAAGAAAUUCGACCAGGAUGUUGGAGUUCUCUUCAAUACUUAACCUUGUCUUCCUGUGAUAAUCUAGAAUGUUUAUCUGAAGGAAUGCAGUUCCUCACAUCACUUCGAGCACUUCGUCUGUUUCGUUGUUAUAAACUUGUCUCAUUGCCACGAAGCCUGAAAUUCCUAACCAAAUUAGAAGGCCUUUACAUACUUGGUUGCCGUGUAAUCAAUUUACAAAUGGAACCAGAAGAGGAAAAAGAUAAAGACCUUCAGUUGAGCCUUAGAACUUUCUCAGUAUGGAGGUCAGGUGCCUUGACAUAUUUGCCACGAUUGCUUCUGGAAGGAUCUUCUACCACUUUGCAGCAUAUAGAAAUUGGCUUGUGCAACAACUUUGAGGUACUACCAGCGUGGCUACAAAAUCUCACUUCACUUCAUAAACUUGAGAUCAGUCAUUGCCUAAACUUGUCAUCUCUUCCGGAGGGAAUGGAUCGCCUUACUGAACUCAGACAACUAGAAAUUAGAGGAUGUCCGGUCUUGAGUGAAAGAUGCCGACGAGAUGGGGGUGCAGAUUGGCACAAAAUUGCACACGUCCAAGAGGUUGAUAUUAUAGAUAAUUAA